AGGGUGGGGUUUCAAGGGUGAGCAUUUUAUCCACUGUGUCUGCAUCCAUGCUCAUACGGAAUUGAAAUGGCGGAGACGACGGACCGAAUGGAGAUUUCUCAGGGAGAGAGCUCUGCCAAGCCUGCGGCAGAAGACAUGACUUCCAAGGACUAUUACUUUGACUCAUAUGCCCACUUCGGCAUUCAUGAGGAGAUGCUAAAGGAUGAAGUGCGCACACUUACCUACCGAAACUCCAUGUUCCACAACAAGCAUCUGUUCAAGGACAAGGUUGUUUUGGAUGUGGGCAGUGGGACAGGCAUUCUUUGCAUGUUCGCUGCCAAAGCGGGCGCCAAGAAAGUCAUAGGAAUUGAGUGCAGCAGUAUCUCUGACUAUGCUGUGAAGAUCGUCAAGGCCAACAAAAUGGACCACAUUGUGACCAUUAUCAAGGGUAAGGUGGAGGAGGUGGACCUUCCUGUUGAAGGAGUGGACAUCAUCAUCUCUGAGUGGAUGGGCUACUGCCUCUUUUACGAGUCCAUGCUCAACACAGUCAUCUACGCCAGGGACAAAUGGCUGAAACCAGAGGGCCUGAUUUUCCCAGACAGGGCUACCCUUUACGUCACAGCAAUCGAGGACAGGCAGUACAAGGACUACAAAAUCCACUGUGAGAAUUCCUCUAAAUUUUGGGGGUGGGAGAAUGUAUAUGGCUUUGAUAUGUCCUGCAUCAAAGAGGUUGCCAUCAAGGAACCUCUUGUGGAUGUGGUGGAUCCCAAACAGCUGGUCAGCAGCGCCUGCCUCAUCAAGGAGGUAGACAUCUACACAGUGAAAAUUGAUGACCUGUCGUUCACCUCGCCCUUCUGCCUGCAAGUGAAGAGGAAUGACUACAUCCAUGCCCUCGUUACCUACUUCAACAUCGAGUUCACGCGCUGCCACAAGAGGACAGGCUUCUCCACCAGUCCAGAGUCCCCAUAUACGCACUGGAAGCAGACUGUGUUCUACCUGGAUGACUAUUUGACUGUGAAGACUGGAGAGGAGAUUUUUGGCAAUAUUAACAUGAAGCCCAAUUCCAAGAACAACAGAGACCUGGACUUCACUGUUGACAUCGACUUCAAGGGUCAGCUCUGUGAGGUGUCCAAGACCUCAGAGUAUAGGAUGCGUUAAUGCCCCCCCCAUCCUAGUUUGUUUGUGGAAGGGAGUGCUGAAGGGAGAUCAGGGGUGUGUUCAUUCCAGCAGAUGUUUUAAUAGCAAAGCAUUUCCUCAACUAGAGCAGAGUCUAUUUGAUAAGGUUUCUCAAACUAUUUGGUGGAAUGAGCACACCCCAGGGGUCAGUGUCUGUCAAAUCACUUCUCAUUCUCCAUAACUUGUGAUUAGUACUCGUAAGCAAUGUUUUCAAGGAUUGUUUUGCUUUCGUGUAUUGUUAGAUUUUGCGAGGAAAAGAAGCUAGGUUUUACAAACUGAAGGGCCAAAGUGAAAAGACAUGGCCACUCAUUGUGCAAUAGCCAUUAAAAUGGUGUUUGUUUUUACGUGUGCUCAUGUUUUACGUUUAGCGCCUUAAGCUUGUGCAUGUGGCUGUAGCCUGUGCUCAACCUCAACGCGCACAAACACAGACCCCUCUCACCUCCCUGUACAUAGUGUCCUCAUUCAGUCACUUUGGCCUGUUAUGCAGUCAUGGAUCUUGAUGACAUGGCAGAACCGUCCCCUUCUACCCCUUUCAUUAUCUUAUUUUUUAAGAAGCGCCUCCUAUGACUGGUUUCUCUCCAUCCUCCGCCGGCCAAUUCAAUUGCCUUGUCGAGGGGAGUUGUAAAUCCGCCAUUGGUGUAUUUUGAAAUUUCCGUAUUUGAGGAAAUCCUCUUCAGAGUGAAGUUGGAUCCCUGUUUCAUGACGAGCUGACUGGUCCCAAGGAUCCUCUUGAUUGGGUGUCUCUGUACCGUUGACUCAGCCUGUCAUGACUGACUAAGAAUUGCUCUCCAGAACGUGGUGACUUAGUCUUAUUACACUGUUCAGCGUUUCCUCCAGAUGAUUCUCUACAUAACCACAAACUCCCUGUUUUAGCCAUCUGAAUUAGAGCUUAAUCUGGAACCCCUUAAGAAAUGCAAAGGAUUAAGUGGUUUUUGAGUUGAGCACCGUAUUCCAUGGUGUUGGAGAUUGGUGUUUUUUUCUUUUUGGGACCUCACCAGUCCCA
Esox lucius (northern pike) is the source of this 2158-nucleotide messenger RNA. RefSeq names its product protein arginine methyltransferase 1 (gene prmt1). NCBI's taxonomy places the organism in Eukaryota, Metazoa, Chordata, Actinopteri, Esociformes, Esocidae. The transcript is spliced from 10 exons. Gene Ontology annotation, cellular component: nucleus. Bases 67 to 1137 code for a protein of 356 amino acids. The record is from RefSeq and is a predicted model, not a curated record. Gene Ontology annotation, molecular function: protein-arginine N-methyltransferase activity.